CGAGGGAGUAUAGAUGCGGAAUGUAAAGAAUUAUGUAUCUGCGUGUGUGUAUGCAUUUGCGACAAAACGAAAACCCUUGAAGUCGUCUCUCUCCCUCUCCCUCACUUCGUUCUUGAUGUUGAGGGUUCUGUGAUUUCUUCUCAUCUUACAAAGUUCAACCUCUUCUUGCUUUGCUCCAACGAUCUCGAUCUCUUCAUUGGGCAUUUUUCUUUGUCUUUGCUUGUGCUGUGUUUUUCGUGAUUUGAUUUGCUGUCUUUUGCAAAGCGUGUUCGGACCUAUACACAACCUGUCUGAUAUAGGUGUAAGGGAGGACGAAAGAGAGAGAGAGAGAGAGAGAGAGAGAGAGAGAGAGAGAGAGAGAGAGAGAGAGGACAGGCAGUAACCGGGCGAUGAGAGGAACCGUUUGGAGCACAAGUAGAACGUUGCUCAAACAGUAACUAAACUGUGCUGUACCUUGCCGAGUACCAGCCUCAACAAGCGAAACAUAUCAGAAUUCCUCAUGACGGCGGCGCGAAAGAAGAAGCUGAGUAUCAGCGGCAUUGCAGGAAGCAGCAAGGAGAACAUGAAGGGCAAUGGAAGAAGUAAUGGAGCAGGAGGAGGAUGGAGUUUUGGACGAUGGGGCUCUACAAAGACAGCUUCAACAAACACCACGAGCAACUCGGGGACCACUUGUUCCAUUUCAGUGCCUUCUGGUUCUGCAGCUGGAGGCGCUACCGCUGCAAACGCUAGCAAUAGUUUAGCCAGUCCAAGUCCAAGUCCAAGUCAAUGCCCGAGCACCAGCACAAGCACAAGCACCCACCAGGACCAGGACCAGCGCGGACACUACUUUCGAUCCCACCUUCAUCAACACGCCAGUUCGGCUUCGGCGCCGUCUCAUUCUCAUUCUCACUCCCAUUCUCACGCUUCAGUUGUCGCCGCUUACAAUUCGGCUCUCAAGCGACCGCUCGUCACUGUUCAUCCUCUCUCCGACUCCAAUUCCGUCUCCUCCGUCUCCUCCUCCUCGACUACAGCAUCAUCUACACCAACAUCAUCUUACGGCUCACCCACUACCACCGCAACAACAACCCCGGUCUCGUCUCCUGCCUCCUCUGUCGCAUCUCCAACUCCAAGAUCGACAUCAACAUUCGCUACUCCCGUAUCUGUACCGACCAAACCCCCAAAGAGAUCCGUCCACUUCCGCUCCGGCACGACAAUCAUCUCUAGCAGUAACAAUAACAGCACCGCGCCUUGUAUUCCCGUCCUCUCUGUCGUGCCCCCGCCUGGCCAAGACGGCGGCGACGGAGAGGCAAGACGGCCCGCCAUGCAGCGAGUUUCUUCCUUUCUCCCCUCGUGGGACAAGAGGUCGUCGGGAGGUUCUAGAGCUGGCCUCUUUGGCUGGUCCUCCAACCGUUCCAGCACCUCGAUAUCCGUCGCAAACUCCAAUGCAUUGUCCAGGUUAAAUACUGCGGCCGCUAAUGCCAGUGGCCGAGUACAACGGGAGGCUUUCUGGCCUGCGACUCUGGAUCUCGAAUGCGAAAAGGCUGCCCGCAUCCUCAAGUCAUUCUGCACGGAUGGAUAUCUCGUGCCAUUGGAAGAAGAAGAAGACGCACAAUCGACGACAAGCGAACCACGCUCCCCAAAACGAGUCACCAAGAAAAUCCCUAAGCGCAUCAUCCAGAAUGCAGCCGGAAUCGCCAUCUUUACGUGCAUGCGCAGCGGUCUGUACAUGACAGGCUCCGGCGGCUCCGGUAUUCUCAUAGCACGAAAGUCAGACGGUACCUGGUCACCCCCAUCAGGAAUCAUGUUACAUACGCCCACCCUCAGCUUUAUUAUUGGCGUCGAUGUUUACGAUUGCGUUCUCGUUAUUAACAACCUUGCCGCCCUCGAAUCAAUCACAAAGCCUCGUGUCACCCUAGGCGAAGACGUCGGACUAACUAGUGGCCCCCUGGUAUCGCUUGACUCAGAUGAGUCGCACAUAAAAUGGAAGGACCUAGGAAAUACCGUUUUGACAUACCUGAAAGCACGGGGUCAAAACCAGGUCGUCAACUUGAAUGGGUGUAUCCUGGCCGAGCGAGGGAACGAGAAUGAGCGAUUCUAUGCCAACCAAGUAACACAGAUGGACAUUCUGGCUGGUAACGUCUCUCGCCAAGUAGAGGAGGUUGGGCCGCUCUCAGAGGUUAUCAAGAUGGCAGAAGGUAGGACAGACUACGAUGCCUCUGUGAUAAGCAAAAUCGCUGCGGAAUGUGCGCCAGGAGACGCCAUGAUCGCGACACCCAAAUCUUCAACACCCGCCUCGCCUCGAACUGCCUUUGGAAUUCCCAAUGUCGAUGAUCCCGAUCCCUUUGGUGUGUUGGCCCUCGAGAUGGCUGGUUUGGAAAUCCGAGAGGCAGGAUCAAGACUGCGACCUACCAGCAGCCAAUUUGACUUCAACCCCGCGCCUACAAGCCCAGCAUUCUCAAAGUUCAACAGGCAAAGUAUAGAUACCUUUGUCUCGAGGAGUAAUCGAAACAGUUACAUGUCCUCAAGAACGGUGAAGAGUCAAAUGACGGAUGCUGGAACACAGACCGAUGUUGGCACAACACCCGAGACAACGCCCAGCCCAGGUCAAAGCGAAGAUGGUUUUGACAGGUCUACCCGCACGCAAAUUCCCGAGGUCACGGAAGAAGAGGAGGAAGUUGAUUACACAAAGGUCGACCUGACUCCUAUAAGACAUUUGAGCGGAGCCCAUACUCCUCUCAGUGCGACCAGCCACGGCAGCACAGCAGCUGUGGAACAAGACACCCUCAAAGUCGAGCCCAGGGAUGACACUGACAAGGCCUCGAGCAACUAUGACAGCGACAAGGACGACAAGAGCAGCCGAAAGACCGACAAUGAGGGUGACUCUGAAAGCGAGGUGGAGGAAGAUGAGGAGGAGGAACCCGUGGUGUUCGAGGUGGCUGCUGUCCAGCCGGCAAGAACCCAGGCUGUUGCAUCCCGUAUGAUUCACGCCAAGGGUAAUAUGGUUACCAUCGGCAAGAGAAUUCCUCCCCCACUGCCCAUGAGGAGCCCUGCUAGGACCUCGCGAUCCAGUAAGAGCGAGAUCGGCGAUGUUUCAAACCUCCGAAGCCCUCUGCGAAAGGAGGCUUUCAGCGAGGAAGAUCUUGCAUCUGAGGAUGAGCAGACCAAGUCUGACUCGUCACCUUAUCUCAAGCCCCAGGAGUUCAAGGUUGAGAAGGUCAGGGUUGAGGCCAAGAAGGCUGACGAGCCCAAGCCUGAGGAGCCUAAGAUUGAUGAGCCUAGGGUCGAAGCGCCCAAGACUGUCGAGAACAAGGCCCAAGAUGACACGUUUUCCGAAUCUGAGGUCGAGUUCUUCCCAGCCGAAGAGGCGAAGACGGACAUUGCCAAGACCGAGGAGCCUCAAGCAAAGCAGCCUAAUACUGAGCCCACCAAGAUUGAGGAGCCAGAGGAGGAGGAUGCAACUGAAUCCAAGGUUGAGACCAAGGAUGCCCAGACAUCACCUACACUUCCCCAGACUGAGCGGCCCGAAAGCCCCGUGACACCCGAGAAGAAGCACACAUCAUCUAUCUACACUGGAGUUACCGAUGACCGAUGGAGUGUCGAUGGAUCAACACUUACAACACCUACAUCUGACCGACCUUUCUCAGUCAUUGACGACGUGACUGAAGAUGUGACACCACGGAAACCAUCAAAAGAGGCCGAAUCAACGAAAGAGGCUGAGCCAACAGAGCUGAACGAAAAGCAUGAAGACUUGAAGAAGAUUACACCGAAUGAGACAACCCCCAGCACGAUCACGGUUGUAUAAUUGAGGACGACGAUGGUUCUACAUCAGUAGAUGGGAUAUGGCGCACGACCUGCACUUUUCAUGGGUAAUCACUGGGGCGGCUUUUUUGAGAGAAGUUUCUUUUUUGCGCAUUCUUGUCAAUACUUUGGUGAAAAUGUACGUUAUGAUGGGUUCUUUGUGUGUUCAGGGGUCGAUUUGUGACCCUUGAUGGCGUUUGUUGGUUUGGUCAUAACCACUUUGUCAGUUCUCUCGAGCAGCGCAUAGCUUAUACCAGCUCGAGAAGCAAACUGAUGGGAAGAGGAAUGGGUAUUGGUCGAUGUACUGGAUGUGUCAUGGGAUGGGAAGGAUGAGACGAGAUGAGACGAGACGAGACGAGUAAGACUUGAACAUAUGGAUAAAAAGGAAAGGAUCCUUGAAGAAAGCAAGUGAUCCGUGUACCUGGAGUUAGUUGUGGUUUCUUCGAGGCCUGGCCUGGCAUAGUCUAGAGGUCAGACUAUGAUAAAGUAUUAUUCCUAAUGCCAUUGAAUAGAUACAGUAUGAACUGGCUUUAUUGUUCCCUAU
Fusarium odoratissimum NRRL 54006 is the source of this 4321-nucleotide messenger RNA. RefSeq lists its product as uncharacterized. Gene Ontology annotation, molecular function: phosphatidylinositol binding. Lineage: Eukaryota; Fungi; Ascomycota; Sordariomycetes; Hypocreales; Nectriaceae. The record is from RefSeq and is a predicted model, not a curated record. Bases 500 to 3781 code for a protein of 1093 amino acids. The transcript is spliced from 4 exons.